Molecule: messenger RNA, 1039 nt
Organism: Sphaeramia orbicularis (orbiculate cardinalfish)
Lineage: Eukaryota; Metazoa; Chordata; Actinopteri; Kurtiformes; Apogonidae
Exons: 9
Coding region: 105-1007 (300 amino acids)
Molecular function (GO): methyltransferase activity
Source: RefSeq, a predicted model, not a curated record
CGACCCCCGUGACCCUAGUGAGGAUAAAGCAGGCUUACGUGUCAGACACGUUCUUUGCGGUGCUGCUGUGCGCCUGCGCAGUGUAGCGUGCAGAGCGUGUGAAGAUGGAGCUUCAGGAGGCUCAGACUGAAGUGAAACAGCUGAUAAGCAGAGUGAGAGCACGAGACCGGGCCAGGCUGAUCCACUGGAUCCGGAAUUCAGAUGACCUGGACCACUUCCUGUCCGACAGCCGGACCAUGAUCCUUCAGGGCAUCGCUGAUGACCUCAGGGUUCAUCUUUCUCUGGACGCCAUGUUGGACUGUGAGGUGGUGGCACAUAGGAAGAUGCAGGCGUGUCCUCGUCCCACCGUCCACGUGGACAGUUUCCUGUACGAUGACCACCUGGUGGACUCUCUGUGUGACCAGGGGAAGAUGAGCAGAACCUACUGCCUGGGCUGUGGAUCCACCAGAACUGCCCCCCUGGAUUUCCUCUCUCACUCGUUCUCGGUCCCGGAGCUUCGGUUCUUGUUCCUCCACGUUCUUCCAGAUCUAAGCGGGCGCACGCUGGUGGAUGUCGGGUCCAGACUGGGGGCAGUGCUGUACGGGGGUCACGUGUUCAGCUCGGCGUCUCGUCUGCUGGGAGUGGAGUUCAGCGAGGAGUUUGUCCGUCUGCAGAACGACACCAUCCACAAGUACGGACUGCACGACCGGGUCCAGGUUCUCCACGCUGACAUCCUCACCCAGGACGCUCUGCUGCAGAACACAGACGUUCUCAUCAUGAACAACGUGUUUGAGUUCUUCAUGGAGCCCAGUGAACAGCUGAGGGCCUGGAGGUUCAUCAUGUUGAACUUCAGGAGGAGUGGAGCUCUGCUGGUGACUGUCCCCAGUUUACAGGAGAGUCUGCACACCUUACAGGAGGAGCCACCGUCUGAUUGGGUGGAGGAGCUGCCUGUCGACUACGACAUCUAUGUCGGCAAAGACACGGACGCAGACGCCCUGCGACAGAUCCACCUGUACAGGGUCAUGUGACCUACACCUGAAAUAAAAAUGUUAAUGAAAGA